AUGGCGCUAAUGGCAACCAGAACAAAGCUCUUUAGGCUGCUGACGACUCUCACUACGAAAGCACCAAUUUUAGGAUAUGGGUCUUGCUCCAAUGGCGUUAAGGGACCGGUUCGGGUCGACCGGGGCUGUGGGCUCGGGUUGACGGCCUAUUCGACCUCUGCUGUGGCACAGCAAGAGCCAGGGGUCGUUGGGUCGAGGCACCUGGGUUUGGAGAUCUUGGGUGUGAAAGAUUAUGAAGAUUAUAGGAGGUCUCUUUAUGGUGAAAUCACCCACAAGGCUCUGCUUGUUGAUGCUGUUGGCACCCUUGUUGUUCCUUCCCAGCCAAUGGCUCAGAUAUAUAGGAAGAUAGGCGAGAAGUAUGGAGUGGAGUACUCAGAGGCUGAGAUUUUGAACAGAUACAGAAGGGCUUACGGGCAGCCUUGGGGUAGAUCUCGUCUCAGAUAUGUAAAUGAUGGGAGACCCUUCUGGCAAUAUAUAGUCAGUUCUUCCACUGGCUGUUCAGAUUCCCAGUACUUUGAAGAACUUUAUAACUACUAUACAACUAACAAGGCUUGGCACCUCUGUGAUCCUGAUGCUGGGAAAGUGUUUCAAGCUCUGAGAAAAGCAGGUGUCAAAGUAGCUGUUGUGUCAAAUUUUGAUACUCGAUUAAGACCUCUUUUGCAGGCUCUAAAUUGUGAACAUUGGUUUGAUGCGGUAGCAGUGUCAGCCGAAGUUGAAGCAGAGAAGCCAAAUCCAACAAUAUUUCUUAAAGCUUGUGAAUUAUUAGGAGUAAAACCUGAGGAUGCGGUGCAUGUGGGAGAUGAUCGUAGGAAUGAUAUAUGGGGUGCCAGAGAUGCAGGCUGUGAUGCUUGGCUUUGGGGAAGUGAUGUUCACUCCUUUAAGGAGGAACAGUUUGAUCAGUCUACCCUGGUUCAGAUUUUUUAA
This is a messenger RNA of Prunus armeniaca (apricot), 924 nucleotides long. NCBI's taxonomy places the organism in Eukaryota, Viridiplantae, Streptophyta, Magnoliopsida, Rosales, Rosaceae. The record is from the annotation of a GenBank genome assembly.